This is a messenger RNA of Brassica napus (rape), 861 nucleotides long. The record is from the annotation of a RefSeq genome assembly. NCBI's taxonomy places the organism in Eukaryota, Viridiplantae, Streptophyta, Magnoliopsida, Brassicales, Brassicaceae.
AUGAAAAAUUAUGUUCGACUAUUGUUACUCCUGCUCGGUAGUUCCGUAGCAUUCAAACGUUUUCUAGGAUCAGAAGGAAGCGCUAUUCUGACCACUACGUGCGUUUCAUUCUUCGCACUGGUGGGCUUCCUAUUUUUAUUUCGAAUUUAUUACUUUCGUUUGAAAGGACCACUGAGGGAGAUUCUCAAUCUCUUCUUGGUCUUUUCCGCUGGGUUCGUGGGAUCUUUGAUACGGAUCGAAGUCAUCCACCUAGUGAGUCCGGCUUUGCCCCUGUUGGGGCCCUUUCUAUGGUAUGCUGUGACGGGUUCGUCUGGGGAGGUAGUGAAUCACCAAACCGAGGCCUCUUCUCAGUGGUUUACGUAUACUUCCGACAUGCUGGAAGAUUCGGCCAGUUCCGGGCGUAGCUCGUCGGUCAAUCAACCGAUUCAGAGGGAACAGGCUGGGCCAUCCAAUGCCUUUCCCGCCCCCCAACCCACCGCUGCCCCAGCAGCUCAACAGCAGAAUCACCUAGAUCAACCAGCUGGGGAAAGGGAGGCUAGGGCGCAAGAGCACGCCCGCAUCUCUGCGGAGAUCGAAAGGAUUAUGGCGGCCUGCGAGAAUGAGGAGGCGGCCAUGAUACGCAAAGCCCACAACCUCUUGCAUCAACUUGGCAUAACUCUCGAGGAUGCAGAGGAUGUCAAGCGUGCUCUCCAGUUGGCUCUCCAUGACGACUGGGAGCACGAUAUCGAUGACCGUAAGAGGCAUUUCACGGUGCUCAGACGCAACUUCGGAACAGCUCGCUGUGAAAGAUGGAACUCUUUCAUUGAAGAGCUCCGGGGUUUGGGUAACCAUCAGGUAAAUGCCCGGCAUUAUCUAGACUGA